Molecule: messenger RNA, 963 nt
Organism: Oryzias melastigma (Indian medaka)
Lineage: Eukaryota; Metazoa; Chordata; Actinopteri; Beloniformes; Adrianichthyidae
Source: RefSeq, a predicted model, not a curated record
AAUCUUACCAGAUUUGAACCAACCCUUGGUGGUUCUAAUGAUCCUCGUGCAUACCUGGAUGACAUUAAGUUCUACCUCAGGAAAUAUUCAGAUGCCACCAUUCAAGAUAAGAUUUAUCUUAUCAAACUUUCUUCCAGCCGUGAGGUAAUCCGCUUCAUCGAAAGACAGCCAGAGGUUACCAGACGCGAUUGGUUCUUUUUGCGACAAGCCAUUGAGAGGGAAUUCUCAGACUACACCACACAGUCAGGCUUAAUUGUGGCAAUGUCAGUAAAGCAAGGUAGGCACGAGCCUCCUCAGCAUUACUACUAUCGGCUUUUUCAAGCAUACUUCGGGACUCGCAAUGAACCAGGAAUGGAGGAGGACUUGAACUUCAAAUCUCUUUUCCUUCAGAACCUCCAUCCCGGAACCAGUCAUCACUUGGGAGUCUUUGCCAACCCCCAUACAGCGACUAUCAAUUACCUGCGAGAACUUGCUGCUUUGGGUUUCCAGAAACAAAAGCAGUCCAAUCCAAAAUCUUCUGAGCCUACAGUUCUAGUUACUGCCACAGCAGAACCAUCAUCCUUGGAACUUGAAGGUGCACCAAACCCCAGGUUUGUUGGACCUAGUUCCACCACGUCUUUUCCUCCCAGAACCAAAAAGGAUCCAAAUCGGGUUCCAUCAAAUAAACCCAACCGCAACGAGCCAUGGAGAUCCUGGUCUGGGAAGGAAAUUAAACAGAAUGAGCAAGAUUCAGAGAACACAUCUGGAUCCAAGACCAACUGGCACAGAGGCAAACCUCAGCCAAAGCGAUUUGACAAAACCUCCACAUAUAAGUACAGGGAUCGUGCAUCUGACAUUACCUUGAUCUCAUCCUCGUUGUUUGACAAGCUUCGGAAUAUCGUCAACAACAAAAAUAAAGACCUAAAGGCAAUUAAAACUCUGGGCACAAGUUCGUCAGCCAUUGAGCAUUUCUGGGCGAAGUGA